AAAUUAGCAAGAACAAUAAAUGCAGACAAUACAAUAAUUGGAUUACCAAUUUCACCCAAUCCACAAAUUAAAAUCAAAUUCACCCAAUUUGCAGACGACUCUACAACAUACAACAUCAACUACGAACAACAACAACAAUCAAUCAAACAUUUCGAUAAUUUCUGCGCUUCAACAUCAUCAUCAUUAAAUUUUGACAAAAGUGCAAUAAUAGAAAUCAACCCCCACAAAAUCACUGAUAAACACAUAAUAAACAACAUUCCACAAUCAAAAAGAAUUCCAAUAACCAAAAAAGAUCAAUCAGAAAGAGUCCUUGGCUAUUUCUUUAAUCAUAAUGGUUUACAUAGGAAAUUACCAGAAACAAUGAAAACACUGAUCAAAUCAUUAGUACUAUGGAAAACUAGUGGCACAACAUUAAAAACAAAAACAACCAUCAUAAACACCUACUCACUAUCACCAAUAACAUAUUUAUCAUACCUUGAAGAAUUUACAAAAGAUGAAGAAAUUCAAAUUAAUAAAUUAAUCUCAUGGUUUAUGAAUUCUCCCGCAAAUUCUGAAUCACCAACUCUCAAUACCAAUUCCAUUGAAAACAACUCAUCAACCAUCCAUUCACGUGCAAAAAUACCUUUGAUGUGUUAUGAUAGAUCAUUAAAACCAUUAAAAGAAGGUGGUUGGGGUAUGUGGAAUAUACAACUACGACAAGUUGCUCAAAAGAUUUGGAUAUACAACAGAUUUUUACAAAUGCAUAAAUCUGCAAAUAAUUCAAUAUACAUGAUAAGUUGGAUGGAUCAAAUCAUCAACAAAUCAAUCUCUUCUCCAUACCUUAUAAAAAUCAAAAAAGAAUGGGAAAACUAUGCAACUCAAAUUGGACAUCUAAAAGAUAAAGUUCAAAUCCUACAACCAAUAUUAAUAAAAAAUCAAACCUCUCAAACAAACACAAAUAAUAUUCCACUACCACCAACACUCAAAGAAAUCUACUCGACAAUACUCAACAAUCACCAAUGUAAAUCAAAAGACUAUAUUGGCAAGAAAUAUUCAGAUCUACUUCUUACUUCGCACCAACAAUCAAUACAACUAUUAUGGAAAUACACACACGACCAACUAUUUGUCAAAAUUCAAAAAUUAAAAGAUCCAAAAGGCCGUGAUACAAUGCAAAGAUUCCAUGCUAGAUGUCUUCCGAUUAAUCAUCUACACAACAAAGUUUGCCCCAUUUGCAACAAUGAAAUGAAUAAUGAUCCCUAUGGUCAUUUGUUUUUCAAUUGUCAGCACACAAUCAACUUCAUAAACCACGACAAAUUAAAAUAUUUUAUAUAUAAAAAUUGCAAUGGAAACAAAAACUGGUCACUAACAAAAAACCAAACAACAAAAUUAUACACACUCAUUUAUAAACCACAAACAAACAACAAAGCAUUUAAACCAGAUCCAACUAUCAAUAUUAAUUUUGCAGAAAACGCACAAUAUAAAAAAUACAGGUUCAACUGGAAUUAUAUAAACACAAAUCUUGAUCUAGUCAGAACACACGCAUAUUGGAACAUAAUCUCAUUAGUUAUUCACCAAAUAUGGAUAUGGUUAUGCAAAUCAUUAUUUGACAUCAAUAUAACUCAAUCAAUUGAUAAUUGGAACAACCAAAUAAACAACACAACACUAGAUUAUGAUAUAUUAAAAUCAAAAUGGCACAAGCUAAUAAGAUUGGAAUAUUCAAGAACAUUAUCAAACUUUAACCAAUACUCAAUUAAAAACAACCUCACAAAAACUCAAAAAGAAACCCAAUGGUCCGAAACAAUCAAAAAAUUUAAAAAAGAAUGGAGCAUAAACACUAACGAACCAAUUCCAACAAUUACACCACCAAUUAAUUAU
Molecule: messenger RNA, 1854 nt
Organism: Dictyostelium discoideum AX4
Lineage: Eukaryota; Evosea; Eumycetozoa; Dictyosteliales; Dictyosteliaceae
Exons: 1
Source: RefSeq, a predicted model, not a curated record